GGACGGGCGGAAACUUCCGUGCGGCGGGCGAGGAGGCGCCUGGCGGCGGGCGACAUGUUCCAGGCCCCGGAGAGCGACGGCGGCCGGGCCGGCUCCAGGGCCAUGAAGCCCCCGGGUGGAGAGGCCAGCAAUCUUUUUGGAAGUCCAGAAGAAGCUACUCCAUCAAGCAGGCCCAAUAGGAUGGCAUCUAAUAUUUUUGGACCAACCGAAGAGCCUCAGAACAUCCCUAAAAGGACCAAUCCUCCAGGGGGGAAAGGAAGCGGUAUCUUUGACGAAUCCAUGCCUGUGCAGACUCGACAGCGUCUGAACCCACCUGGCGGGAAGACCAGUGACAUUUUUGGUUCCCCAGUUGCUGCCACUUCACCUUUGGCACACCCAAACAAACCCAAGGACCACGUGUUCUUGUGUGAGGGAGAAGACCCAAAAUUGGCCCCUAAAGCCUCAACGAGCUCGUCGCCCAGAGAAGAGCCCGGUGAGAAGGGAGGCCCUGGAGGAGCGGGCCGCGCCCAGCAGCCGGUGCCCAUGCCCACGGGGGACAGCCAUGAGCCCAGGUUGGGCCCGCGGCCGCGCUCUCAUAACAAAGUCCUCAACCCUCCUGGAGGCAAAUCCAGUAUCUCCUUCUACUAAGAGGGGCUGCUGCUUCGUCUGUAGCCAGACAAGAACCCGGAGAGAUAGGAUUUCAAAUACUAUAGUUUCUUUUAGCCCAAAGGAGCCGGGUGGGGAAAGGGUCUGCUGUGUAUCUGAAGCCGCUGCUCAGGCCCCACUGCCGUCGCAGAGCCGGGGGGGACCUCACCUCCAGACUGCGGGAGACCAUUCUUGGUGGGGAUAAAACGGGACUCACUGUAACUGCACACGUGACAGGACU
Odobenus rosmarus divergens (Pacific walrus) is the source of this 865-nucleotide messenger RNA. RefSeq names its product hematological and neurological expressed 1-like (gene JPT2). The record is from RefSeq and is a predicted model, not a curated record. Gene Ontology annotation, cellular component: nucleus. The transcript is spliced from 5 exons. Lineage: Eukaryota; Metazoa; Chordata; Mammalia; Carnivora; Odobenidae. Bases 55 to 627 code for a protein of 190 amino acids.